This is a messenger RNA of Octopus sinensis (East Asian common octopus), 1018 nucleotides long. Its product is annotated as integrin alpha-4-like. The record is from RefSeq and is a predicted model, not a curated record. Bases 56 to 1018 code for a protein of 320 amino acids. Lineage: Eukaryota; Metazoa; Mollusca; Cephalopoda; Octopoda; Octopodidae. Gene Ontology annotation, molecular function: integrin binding. Gene Ontology annotation, cellular component: external side of plasma membrane; integrin complex. Gene Ontology annotation, biological process: cell-cell adhesion; cell-matrix adhesion; integrin-mediated signaling pathway. The transcript is spliced from 10 exons.
CAGAUUGGAUGGUCACAUAGACGUACCCGCCUAAUUCUAUCCAGGGUGUUGGUAUAUGAACCGAGGGUUUAACAUGGAAAGUGGCAUGGCUUUCAGAUUAGUUGUUAGCCAUUUCAUAUUCCUGCUGUUACAUCUACCGCAUCCUGCUAUCACAUUCAAUUUAGACACCAAAUCACCGAUUAUCUUUAGUGGCACUAAAAACACAUAUUUUGGAUAUUCCGUUGGAUUACAAGCGAAUUCGAACCGUGCUCGGUUGCUAGUUGGAGCCCCGUAUGAACCUUUUAUUCGGAGAGAAAAUAAUUUCUAUCAAUGCGAUAUCGAACAGCAUGUUUGUAACAUACUUUUCUCUUCAUAUGCAGGUGAUACCAGCAAAACUAAUCGGUGGCUUGGAGUGACGGUUGACACGAACCCCCGAAAGGAUAACAAUUUCAUUGUAUGUAGUCAUAGAAAUAUUACAAAGCAGACUGAUUUCUAUGGAGAGUAUGUUCAACAGAGCGGAUCUUGUUUUGAGAUAGUGGGGACGAAGAUUAUUGUAAUAACCAACCCUGGAAAAAAGGCAACUGCCGGAAUAUCUGCUCGUUAUUCCCAGGAUGCCAAUUCUAUUAUCAUUGGAACUCCAACGCACGGUUCACAAGCCCGUGGUGGUUACAUCUUCAAAAAUUCGCAACAGCCUGCCCAGCCAGUACAGGGCUUAACCGCACCUCUUAAUCACACAUAUGCAGGUUAUGCUGUUAAUAUGGUCGGCAGUAAAAUAAUUUUGGGAAUACCCAGGUAUCAGGACUAUGGAGCAAUCGAUAUAGGAGAUGAACUGAUUGAAGCUCCUCAGAUAAAAAAAACUAAAUGUGUUUUGAAGACUUCUAUAUCUACACCUUGCAGAUCCCUGAUGUUCUGUGGUAGCGUAUUAAAAAGUUGUGGUCCCUUGAAUCCCAAGCUGUUACAAUAUUGGGUUCGUAUCCUCGAUGGAGAAGAUGAGACCUUUGGUACUGUGCAGUCCCGUCCAGUUCGGGGAUUGUUGUAG